This is a messenger RNA of Acipenser ruthenus (sterlet), 546 nucleotides long. Its product is annotated as B-cell receptor CD22-like. Bases 1 to 546 code for a protein of 181 amino acids. NCBI's taxonomy places the organism in Eukaryota, Metazoa, Chordata, Actinopteri, Acipenseriformes, Acipenseridae. The record is from RefSeq and is a predicted model, not a curated record. The transcript has 4 exons.
AUGAUGCACAACUGGCUGGUUAAAGGUUCAAAAGUGAUCCCUGGAAGGGAGGGGCAGCCAAUCAGGAACGCAACAUCAAACAAUCUUCAGUUUAAUGUUUCUUAUGAACAUUCUGGAAACUACUACUGUGCUACAAAUGAGAACAGCAAUAUAAAAUCUAAAGCAUUCAAGUUGAACGUGAAAUACCCUCCAAGGAACACCUCGGUCUCAGUCAGUCCUCCUGGUGAAAUAGUGCCAGGGAUUCCAGUGAUUCUGACCUGUAGCAGCAAUGCAAACCCACCAGUCAGCAGCUACACCUGGUUUAAGACGAGUAGAAACCAUGUCGUGAAGUCAGGUCCUGAACAGAGUCUCAUCUUUGAAAACAUAAGCCUCCAUGACAGUGGAGAGUACUACUGUGAAUCCAUCAAUGAGAUUGGAAGGAGUGUAUCUCUGGUAGUACCAUUAACUGUAAACUCCACAAUGAAUACUAUAAUAAUUGUAAUAAUGGGACUAGUAGCAGCUGUCAAUAUUGUCAUCCUAGUAGUUGUAGUUAAAGUCAGAAAGUAA